GUUUGCAGGGCAGCCUUGUGGAUGGCCCCGGAGCAGGCCCGAUGGAAGAAGAAAGAAGCCACCAUGAUGAGGGAAGUACAUUGAGUCAAUUACUAAUAAAUCCAUCACCUGCUUGCCAAAACAAUCCAGCAAAAUUACAAAAUGGGAGCCUGCCAACUGAAAUAUCCCAAGCCCAAGUCAAUGGAGACAGCUGUUUACAGACCAAGAACAGCUAUGGUGUCACACACAUGAAGGGAAACCAGGACAGCUCUGACCUAGUACAUGAAAACAGAGUAUAUCCAAAUUUACAUAAUGGUGCAAUAAAGCGCACGCUUAGUGAACCUUUGCUGGCAGAGUAUUUUCAGCAGAAAAAAGUCAAAGGCGUUGGAGAAGUGAAUGGAGAAAAUGAGGGAGAAAUAAAUGGACAACACAUCCAACCAGAAGUUUCUGAAUUUUGUAGCAAAGACAAAGCUGUGAGAACAGAAGAAGAUGAAAAUGAACAUGCUCAGGUUCCCAAUGAGCAGAACAAAGACCUUAAUUCCCCAAACAAUGACAAUGCUUUGUAUCAGAAAGAUGAGACAAUUCCAUUGUCCAAUGGUGCUACUGUUUUUGCCUCUUCCUUGAAGUUGACACAUGAGGAAUUAUUGGAGAAAACAUGUUCUCAAUAUUACCCUGAAAAGGUUUCUCUGGCAGUGCAGAAUAACACCCCUCACACUGUUGCCAUUAAAACUCUAAAUGAUGCUAGCAAUGAUGUGUCUCCCCAGACAAAUCAUUCACCACAUACCUCAGGGCAGAUUACUUCCCAACUAUCCUUGAACUUGGUGCUGUCUCAAGGGCCAGGUGCUAUGACUGCUGAGGCUCCCAAUGGUGACAAGUGCAGUGAGCCAGCCAUGAAACCAGGAAGCUUUUCACUUCACAUACCAGAACAGAAACCACUUCCACAAGAGGCACCAAAUUAUAAUUCCCAAAAUAUAAAUGAAAGAAAUUGUGAAGCACAUGAUACUGGGCGCCCAGUGUGCUCAGAACAAGUUGCUGUUUCUACAAAUCCAUCGUACCAUGGCAUCACUAAUCGACCUAAUGACAGCUUUUCUGAGGAUUUCAAUAGAGAUCAUUUUACCUUAAUGCAGUUGAAUAAGUUACUGUUUGCCCAAGAAACUGACAGCUACAAAACCUCCCAAAACCUAUGUAGUGAUAAUUUAUUACACUCACAAAAUAAUGAAUCAUGUCAACCAUUUGAUCCAAGAAUGAUCUCUCAGCCAGCUCUUUUGCAGUCUCAGAACAGUAAGACAUUACCCACUCUUGGGCUGCCUUCUCUACACUGCUCAUCAGGAACAGAUCCACCCCAAGAACACAAUGGGCAGACAAAUUGUACAGUUAACAACUAUCCAGAAAAGCUAAAAGAGCAAAAUUCACAAAAAGGGAGUGAUCAACGCAAUGGGAUGGAAGGAGAUGCUAUGGAUAUGAUGGAGCAAAGAAGACCGUUUCUUAAAUCAAACUUCAAAGAUUUUCGAAGAAAUCAUUGUCUGAAGGAGGAAAAUUCACAGUCUUCAGAGGAUUUACUAAGAUUACUUAUGUUUUCACAGUCACAAAGUCAAAAGAAGCUUAAGCAAUAUACAAGAAAACAGGGCAACAUGAAUCGGGGACAAGCUAGUGAGGACAUAGGGGAAGGAAUAUCACCACUUCAACCUCAUGGGCAGCAGCUAAAUUUCCAAAAGCACUUAUCCCAAGGAGCGGGCACAGAUACACAACUGCAGUCCUAUGAACAGAAAAACAGCUCUAUGCUUUUCCUGCCCUCUCAUUCAGAGCAGCAAACUGAGCAAACAUUUGACCAUCCUUUAAAACGGCACUUAAACCUACAAACAUCUGAAGGCGAACAAUUUCCACAUAACAUAAUACAGCCGUUACACCAACAGGCUUUGCAUUCAAAACAGUCCGAAAGUUCACAGUUUCAUCCAAACCCACACUUUCAGAGACAAAAUCAAGAUUUUAACAUGGUCAAAGAGCAUUUACCACACUUUCACUCUCAAUCGCUCUACAACAACACUCCACCCAGGGCAAGUCCACAGAAUCACAUAAAAAUGGAGGAAAGCUCUCAAGCAGCCAAUCAGUACCAGAAUAUGCAUCAGUAUCAUCUCUCCACUCAAGAUAUCGAGGGGCAACUGAGACAUGGUUCAAACAACACAAAUUUAAAUUUUAAUCAAGUUCUGCCUGGCUCAAAUAGAAAAGAUCAGUAUGGAUCCAAAAACCUGGAAUCUGGUAAAGAUCAUGUAAAAGUUAAAGCAGAAGCUAUUGAGCAAUAUUACCAAGCUAGCAGAUCCCAAGAUCAGCAUGGUUAUCAAGAGCAGAAAAUCAACAGCAACCUUCCCAUUUUAAACCCUAACCACAUGACACAGGGAAGGUCAACCCCACAAAAUCUAGUAAACCAGAAUAGAUACUUACCACAAAGUAAUUCUGCUGCUCAGCAUUUGCGAGAUCAAACAGGAUACCAUCCUCAGUUCGCAAAUCAGAUGAAUUGUAUUCCAAAGCAUGCUGCUCUAAGACAUCAUUUACUUCAGCGCAGGGAGCAAACCAAACUUGAAAUUUCCCCGCCACGUGGAUCUGUCAAAGUGGAGAACAGCUCACAGUCUGUCUGCAUGCGAACACCCAAUGAAAGCAAAACAGGGAAAAAAACAAUCAAACCACAGAUUCAGCAUUUUCAACACCUACAACAAAGGAGUAUUCUUGAAACAAUGGAACAACAACUGAAACAGUAUCCGAGUAAAUCAUUGUUUCACCAUCAUGUGUCUACCAUAAAAUCGUCCAAGAACAUGAAGGUGGAGUCCUCAGGCCCCGUUACAAUUCUGACUACACACACUAACUCUUCAACACUAGACCAUCCACAAGAAAAAACCCCAACGAAAAGAGCAGCAGGAUCUGCUCUGAAUAAUUUUUUAGAAUCCCCUACAAAUCUCCUAGGAACCCCUAUUAAAAAUCUAUUGGAUACGCCUGUGAAAACUCAGUAUGAUUUUCCAUCAUGUAGCUGUGUAGAUCAAAUCAUAGAAAAAGAUGAAGGACCAUAUUACACACAUCUUGGUGCUGGACCGAAUGUGGCAGCUAUUAGAGAGAUUUUGGAAGAGAGGUUUGGUGAGAAGGGCAAGGCCAUCAGGAUCGAAAAAGUUAUCUAUACAGGGAAAGAAGGAAAGAGCUCUCAGGGAUGUCCAAUUGCAAAAUGGGUCAUUCGUCGAAGUGGACUUGAGGAGAAAAUGCUGUGUUUGGUGCGAGAACGAGCAGGUCACUCAUGUGAAACUGCUGUGAUAGUGAUUUUGAUCCUGGUCUGGGAAGGCAUAUCAACAACCUUAGCAGAUAAGAUGUACACUGAACUCACCGAAACGAUUCGGAAGUAUGGAACCUUGACAAACAGACGUUGUGCUCUUAAUGAAGAGCGUACCUGUGCAUGCCAGGGGCUGGACCCUGAUACCUGUGGUGCCUCGUUUUCUUUUGGGUGCUCUUGGAGUAUGUACUACAAUGGGUGCAAGUUUGCUAGAAGUAAAAUACCCAGAAAGUUCAAACUUCUUUGUGAUGACCCAAGAGAGGAAGAGAAAUUGGAAGACAGUCUUCAGAACUUGUCAACCAUGAUAGCACCAAUCUACAAGAAGCUUGCACCAGAUGCCUAUAAUAACCAGAUAGAGCAUGAGCACAGGGCCCCAGAUUGCCGACUUGGCAAAAAGGAAGGUCGCCCUUUCUCAGGAGUUACCACUUGUUUGGACUUUUGCGCUCAUUCCCACAGAGAUCUGCACAAUAUGCAAAAUGGCAGCACACUGGUUUGCACUUUAACCAGAGAAGACAAUCGUGAAACUGGGAAAAUUCCCCAGGAUGAGCAGCUGCACGUUUUACCUCUUUAUAAAGUCUCUAAUGUGGAUGAAUUUGGCAGCACAGAGGUGCAGGAAGAGAAGAAAAGAACAGGUGCUAUCCAGGUCCUAACUUCUUUCCGCAGGCAAGUGAGAAUGCUGGCAGCGCCCGUGAAAACCUGUCGGCAAAAGAAGAUGGAAGCCAAGAAGGCAGCAGCUGAAAAACUCUCAGCAAACUCAGAAAAUGGCCCAGGCAAAGGUGAAAAAGAGAAAUCUUCUCGUUACAAGAAUGCACAUUCUGAAAUAGCUAACCAUGAAAAACAGCUUGCAGAUCUUUUGCGAAUUUCAGGACAAACCAUGCAACCGGGCUCCAUUCCUAAUAUUGGCCACGCAGACCCCAUUAAUUCAUUUCCUACGGCAGAUCAAAACAACCCUUAUGCAAGAAUCUCUAACCCGGCCAACCCUUAUCAGAAUGCCGCCUCCAAUUUCCCAAGCUCUAAUCACAUGGAUCUUUUUCAUGCUCCUCCAAACUCAGCAGUUUCCUGUGCCUCCACACCAAUGAACCCUUACCAAGGAUCUUUAAAUCAAAGUAGUCCAUGUCCUCCGUAUCCAUGUAAUGGAAAUAUUCCAAUGGAAAAUUGUCCUCCAUAUCUAAGUCAUUAUACUCCACCUCAACAUCAUAUGUUUUACAGGUUUAAAAACCAAGAUCCAGCGGCUAAUUUAAGCAUGCCUCCAGUUCAGUCCUUGUACCAGCAGAGGUUUGCAAACAAUAAAUAUAUGAAUUAUGGAAACCAAAGCACACAAGUUGAAGAUUUUAAUAGCUGCAAUCUGAAACCAAACUCUGACCCCAUGGGAUCAUUUAACCCUUACCCUGUGCAUCAAGGAGAUAAUCACUUGAUUGAAGGUGUCUCAAAGCAAAACCCCAACCUUAGUAAUGCUGAUUACAAUUCUCUGAGUAAGAAUGGUGAUUACCCUCUUCCACACUCCUUCCGGGCUCAUGAAACCAAUGCAUCCAUGGGAGGCAGAGCAGGACCUCUGCACCUUCAUGGUAAAAAUAGUGACAUGCAUUCACAUGUAAUGAAUGGGAUACCUGAAAUGCUUCCAAGUCUUAAUGAUGACAGAACUGCAAUGGGAGGUCUCAGUCGAGUUAAUGGUGCUAAUGUUCAGGAAAAACUACCACAGGCCUCAGCAACUUCCCAAGAAGACCCACAAGAAGUGUGGUCAGACAGUGAGCAAAGCUUUCUAGAUCCUGAUAUAGGAGGUGUGGCAGUGGCCCCAACUCAUGGUUCAAUUCUCAUUGAAUGUGCAAAGCGUGAGCUCCACGCAACAACCCCUUUAAAAAAUCCAAAUAGGAAUCACCCUACUAGGAUAUCAUUAGUGUUUUAUCAACAUAAAAGCAUGAAUGAGCCAAAGCAUGGCUUAGCAUUGUGGGAAGCAAAGAUGGCAGGCAAAGCCAGGGAAAAAGAAGAGGACUGUGAAAGGUAUGGUCCAGAUUAUGUUGCUCCAAAAUCUUACAAUAAAAAGGCUAAACGGGAACCUGUUGAACCAACCCAUGAGCCUGCUGAACCAACUUAUCUACGUUUCAUCAAAACGCUCACACAGAGGACAAUGUCAAUGACCACAGACACACAAGUCACCACAUCUCCAUACGCCUUAACACGGGUUACAGGUCCUUACAACAGAUACAUGUAGUCUGUUGGGUUACCUCACAUAUUUCAGAUUGGUGCACCAUUUUCUGAUAGGCUUGUUCAUUCAUUCAUUGGUUGUGUGGAAUGCUGUGACUGAGAGGGGACAGUAUUUAGCUAAACAUAAAUGUGAUCUGUGCGAGAGAAUACCAGCAAAACCAAGAAAAGGUAUCGGCACCAUCAUAUAUAUCUUCUCUGACUAACAGGUCACAGAGUAUGUCAAAGAAUACAAUCACCCUAUGCAAAGGUGUUCAACAGAUAUCAACAGGUUUACUGGAUGAAGAAAAAUAGUAUUUUUUAUCUUUGACCAUAGAGCAUUGUACAUCUUUGACCACUUUUAUAUUAAAAAAUGUCAGUAGGAGCCAGAGAUAAAUUUGCUGUAGUAUAACAACAUCAGGAAUCUUACAAAGACCUUGCGGUGCUGACUUCUUAAUGUGCUAAAUGAUACUGGAAUUACAAUUUUUUUAACCUACGUUAUAAUAGCUUAAUAGUGACCUCCAGUGUACUGAAGGGAUGUAGAUACACAGAUCAUUGUUUUAAAGAAAACACUGAAAAAAUUUGGACAUUUAGAAAAAUUGGUGCUAUCAUGUGGGUCUCUAUGAAUGCUUAAUGCCUUGAAAGAUUAAUAUCAUUUAAUGAGCAUACAUAAAUUAAACACAUUUUAAAAAUGAGAGAAAAAGUACACCUUUACAUACAUUUUAUUGGUUUGUUUUAUAUAUAUUCUGUCACAUACUAAUUUACAAUUCAUAACAUUUAAUGAUCACGAAUGAAAGUCUACUAUAUAACCCACUAUAUCCUGCAUUGCAUAAAUUAUUUGUAUAUACUAUGUUUUUUUCUUAAAUUAAUCAGGAGGAAGGUUUAUUCCUUAAAGAAGCACAUCUGCAAAAAAUAUCUGGCUCGUUAGAUGGCACAUGAUGUAAGCUGUUAUGAAAGAAAAUACUUUUACUGGUUGCUGAACCACUCUGUUCUGGUCCUCUGCUGUGUCACGUGAUCAAAAUUCUGACUCUCCAACUGACACAGUAUCUUACGGUCUGGACAGGAAGGCCACUUCUCUGUUCAUUCGCAGUCUUAAAGGAAUGAGUAGAGAAACUGACUUCCUGUCUACACAGUAGACUGUAUCAGUUGAAGACUUGGUCACACGACACAGCAGAGGACCAGAAGGGAGAGGAUAACUCACAAAUACAGCCACCAGUAAGAGGAUUACCUGCACUACAAUUUAAAUCAUGUACCUUUCUAAUGGGACAGAGAAUAAAACAUUUUGUAGGAGUGCUUCUUUAAAGUAUUCUUUGGUGCUAACCUAAGCCAAAUACACAACAGUACAAAAAAAAAAAGUAUUGUUCUUGUGUUCAUAUAGGAGUAAUAUGAUUCUUAGUAUGAGAAGUUUUAGAGCAGAUUGUUCCUAAUCUAAUGCAAAAAAAAAAAUGCAUCACGGACGUCAUCCAUAUUUUUUGCAGAUCCAUGUUUUGCGGACUGCAAAAUACAUAUGGUCAUGUAAAUGCACCCUAAAGAUUAUUCUGAUUAUUCUGAUUAAUAUGUUAAUAUUAUGAAUUUAUUUAUUUAAUGAUGCACAUGCCUGAUUUCAGAGUAGCUGUACUUUUAGGGCAGUUUUGUCUUUAGCUAAAGGCAAAAGAAAUAAUGGAGAAAUAUACUAAAACUGACAUUUUAUACACCUGUCUUAGUAUACUCUCGUCUGGUACAGGAUGCACCAGAAGCUGAAAUCUACUCCAUGUAAGCGAUGGGGUAGAUUUCAGGUUUAACUUACACCAGUUUUCUGGCGGAGGUUAUCUUAAAACCACACCCUCCUGUCCAAGCCCUGCCAACUUUUUAGAAAAGAGUUGAGCGUGGCAUAAAGUGGGGAAUAGGUGUCAUUCUUUGUGCAAAAUAGGCCUUGUACAAAAAUGUGCAACCAGAAAACUGGUGUAAAAUCAUUAAUAAAUUCUCCAUACAGAUUAUUUUAAUAUAUAUAUAUAUUUUUUUUAUCUUAACCACACUAUUUACAUUACUAUAACUUGUGUUUUAAUGUGGUGAUAUAUGUAUAUUGCACCAGGGCUAGCAUGAGAUGUUUUGAACCAUACAGUUCACAUCCAUUAAACAGUCUUAUUAAUAAUUCUAGCUACAAGAAGAACCCAAUGUUCCUUUUCAUAAAUAUCUCUGAGAUUUAAUUUCUUUGGCUCUAGGUUUGCAUUAAAGAAACUUUAUGAAUCCUUACUCUACAUGUCCUUUUGUUUUACUUUUUGCUUGUUAAUACAUAUUUUUGACCCUUUUUUUAAGGUUAAUUGCAUGUUGUCAUGUGCUUAAUCCAACUCUACUGGUUCUGUCUGUAACCUGGGCUUAUCCACCUUGAAUUUCCCAUAACAACGAUUAUUGACAGUGAAACUCCUUACUGCUGCCAGGCUAUCUCUAAAUUCCUAUGACUGUGCUGUACUGAAGUAAAACAUAAUAUGAUGUACUGUCAUUACUAUACAGUAGAAAUGACCAUGAGCAUAGUGGACAGAUAGGUGGAAUCUACCUGAAAUAGUGCUUUAUCCUAUAUAUAGAGGUAUUUCUCUAUAGUAUAGCGCUAAGUUAUUUCUACAAAGAAAUCGCAGUAAUUUUUUAAGCUAGUCUGCGAUGAUAUAAUUUGAGCUAAAUUUACAUCUUUACAAAUUACUAUUUUGUUUAGCGAUACACUUUAUUAUUAUUUUUUUACCACCCCUCUAGAGGGGUAAGAUUGCGCCUACUUUUAAAAGUUGCAGUUGAUAAAUCUGUGUACACCUAAUCAACGUAGCUAACCAUGCUCAUUUUCCAUCCAUCAUUCCAUCCAAAAAAUGACGAGAGCAGCACUAACUUUUUGUGCAAAAAAUCAGUGUGCGCCACAAUUUGCCAAUCUUCAUAUCACUGCAAAUCAACAGAUACAUUUCUCCCAUAAUGUUUUGAAGGGCUUGUCUUAGUUCUAGUAGCUAAAGUUUAAUAGACAAACACAGGGGAUAAAAUAUGGCAGUAUAAGUAAUUAGAUCUCUACAAGCAGCCUGCAGCACUAUAAAACAUUGUCUUAACACACGUACAAACAUACAGAAAUGUAUGUACCCUGUAUUCCCAUCUGCAGUCAUUUGCAUGGCUUUUAAUCUCUUGACACAACAUAGUGGUGAGCUGUAUACAUAUACUUGCUUUUACUUUUACUUGCACACUUCCAGACAACCACCAAAACCAUUAUUAAAAAUUGUUACACAAGUUUUAAUUUUAAUUUUAAUUUUGUUGUAAAUAUCUAUAUUUAUUGUGUUCCAGUGGGACUUACUGACUGUCAUCUCUAAACCUAUGUAUAAAAUAUUAACUGUAUGAAUUCUGUUAGACGCAUGUAGAAAACAGGAGCAAAAGCAGACAUCAUGUUUUUAAGAAAUCAGAAAAAUGAAUUAGUACUUCAUUUAUAAUUUGUAAUUUCAUUCAAAAUCGUCUUGAAUUCAGUGAAGUUGUUUAGAUUUUAUACUAUGGUGGCAUGUGUUUUGUGACAGCACAUUAAUCCUGCUGGAACUGAGCUGGAAGUUUAGAGAUGAAUGCAGUAGAUGCAUGUAUCAAUAACGUUAUCACAAUUGGCUUUUUUUAUUAAAUUAAUUUUGCAGUGUAGACUUUCUUGGGAGAAUACAUGUCCCUAUAACCAAUGGUGCAUUUUAGGAUAUUGCAAGGCUUUCAGGAUUUAGAAUAUUUAUAGGUAGUUUAUAUAUUUUUUUUCUACCAAAGUUUCUUAUUGAGAAUAAUAUUUCAUUUAUGCAAUGCUGAAUUUUAUGUCACAGUUUACAUAUGAAUACAAUAAGCUAUCACAGAAAAUACUGGCUAAGUAGUACAUCUGCAUCACAGCUACAACGUUUCAGCACACAGAUAACUAGAUGUAUUCAUACGUUUGAACUUAUUUAGGGUUGUUUACUAACUGCAAAAUAUAUGGCGGUGCAGACAUCAAGUAAGAUUACUUAGAUGUUUCUAAUUUACCACCUUGGACUUACAUAGGCCCACUCUUUAAAAUCUACGAGGUUAGAAGUAACCUAAUAUAUGAUAACCAUUUACCAUAUUUUUCAGACUGUAAGAUGGACCAGACUAUAAAACACACAGGUUUACACUGGAAUACCGUAAAAUUAGGAAAAAAAAAAAGUUUGACUAGUUUAAGACUUCCCUGUGUUCUACGAUAAUGAAGGGGCUAACAUCAGCUUACCUUAUGAUCUAGUGUAGGGGUCAAUGCCACCUUCCUUGGUGAUCUAGGGCAGUGGAGAGGUCAAUGUCACAUUCUUCUUCUACAAUGGUGGAACAGUUAAUCUAGGGGGGCGGAACAGUUAAUGUAUGAUUCCCUGGGAUCUAGAAAAGUUAAGGACCUAAUGUUUGCUUCUCCGGUGGUUUAGGGUAAUAAUGGCAUGUUUCCCUAGUGGUCUAGGGCACUGAAUAAGUUGCUUCCCUGAUGGUUUAGAGUAAUUAAAAGGUUAAAGGGAUUUUUGGAACUUAAAUAUUAUUGAUCUAUCCUCAAGAUAGGUCAUCAAUAUCAGAUUGGUGAAAGUCCAACACCGGCACCCCACCAAUCAGCCACUGAUGCCAGAAUGUAUGCGGUGGAUGGAAGGCUUCAUUGACUGUGUAGCUUCUGACACUCGCCUACUUCAGCUCAGCUCACUUGAAUGGAAGUUGAGCUGCAGUAUUCCAGCAUUGCCACUACACAGUGAGUGGAUCCUUGUGAAUCUGGUUCCAGUGCUGGUGGCUGUUCAAAACAGCUGAUUGCAACUUGUCCUGAGGAUAGGCCAUCAAUGUCUAAGUACCAUAAAACCCCUUUUAAUGCACACUUCGCUCAUGAUACUAAGCUGGUGGAGGUAUUAAUACUUCUUGAUGAUUGGUUUACUUAUUUCAUAUACAUUUUACUCUCAUUGUUACAUAAAAGCUUUUAUCUCACACCCUAAAUUUGAUCUUAACAGUCUAUGAAUUUUU
Messenger RNA from Bufo bufo (common toad), 10426 nucleotides. RefSeq names its product tet methylcytosine dioxygenase 2 (gene TET2). Gene Ontology annotation, biological process: oxidative demethylation; myeloid cell differentiation; positive regulation of transcription by RNA polymerase II. Gene Ontology annotation, molecular function: DNA 5-methylcytosine dioxygenase activity. Gene Ontology annotation, cellular component: nucleus. The transcript is spliced from 9 exons. Bases 42 to 5498 code for a protein of 1818 amino acids. The record is from RefSeq and is a predicted model, not a curated record. NCBI's taxonomy places the organism in Eukaryota, Metazoa, Chordata, Amphibia, Anura, Bufonidae.